Stylonychia lemnae is the source of this 813-nucleotide messenger RNA. NCBI's taxonomy places the organism in Eukaryota, Ciliophora, Spirotrichea, Sporadotrichida, Oxytrichidae. The record is from the annotation of a GenBank genome assembly.
AUGUCGGGUGAUGCAAUUGGAAUGAUGGAAGGGGCAUUCUUUGUGGGAAGAGGUGAACUACUCUCUUGGGCAAAUGAUACCUUCGGUUUAAGUUUAACUAAAGUUGAAUAAUGCGCAACAGGAGCUCUUUACUGCCAAAUUAUUGAUGCAGUUUUUCCUGGAACAGUUAGUAUGGCAAAAGUUAGAUGGAAUGCAAAGCAUGAUUAUGAAUUCGUAGAGAAUUACAAGGUGUUACAAUAAGCAUUCGCAAAGAACGAAAUUAAGAGAUAUAUCGAUGUAGAUAAGCUAGUUAAAGCUAAAUAUUAAGAUAAUCUUGAGUUCUUACAAUGGCUCAAGAGAUACUAUGACAUUAACUAUAAUGGAGAGCCAUAUGAUGCUGCUGGAAGACGUAAAGGUUAGGAUCUAUACUAUAUUUUAGGAGGAGGCAAAGUAGGCGGUAAUGCUGGAGUUGGCAGUAAACUACCUAACAAACCAUCUGCUUAAAAAUCAGCUGUUUCCUAGCCAUAAAAACUUACUCCAGGUCUUAAGUCCUCAGGAGGUAAUGCAAGUAUGGGAAGUGGAGAAAUGAAGAUACAAUAAUUGCAAGGUGAGGUAGUAGAAAUGAAGGUUAACAUGGAGACCCUGGAAAAGGAAAGAGACUUUUAUUUCAGUAAACUUCGUGAUAUUGAAGUCUAUCUUUAAGCUAACCCAGCCCUAAAUAACGACCUAACUGCAAAUGCUUUGAAAAUUCUCUACGCUUCAGAAGAAGAAAAAGUAGUUAUAAAUGAAGAUGGGAGCUUAACAAUCCAAGGAGCUGGGGAACUGUUAGAGUGA